AUGAUCACACAUACCAAUGCUCUCCCUCCUCAGCACAUGGAGCAUUUCUUCCGCACAGUGGAGCACAUGGAGGGCUGGAACUCACUGCUGAAGCCCUUGGCUGUAUGCCCAGUCAUCAUCCAGUGGUGUCAGUGGGAGACCAAACCAUACCGGGGCACGCCUACUGAGCUGGUCCUACCCCUCUCCUUCAUGUAUAUCCACUGCACCUUUCAGCCCAGCCAGCCCUGCCUGUCCUUCCAGCAGUGCUCCGCAAACAUGAGGGCCAUGCAGCACUUCCACCAAGAUGACCGUGGCUGGGAUGACAUUGGAUACAGUUUCAUGGUUGGCUUGGAUGGGUACAUCUAUGAGGGGCAUGGCUGGCAGUGGCGCGGGGCCCACACCAAGGGCCAUAACUCCCGCGGCUAUGGCAUCUCCUUGAUUAGGGACUACACAGCCGACCUACCUGCACGCCACGCCCUGGAGCUGUGGAGGGGGCGGAUGACAGCCACCCUCACCAUGCAUGGCCACUGGCAGCUGGUCAACACCUCCUGCCCCGGCGAUGCUCUCUACUCUGAGAUCCAGGGCUGGGAGCACUUCAGGGAAGUUCAGCCCUGA
Messenger RNA from Megalops cyprinoides (Indo-Pacific tarpon), 594 nucleotides. RefSeq names its product N-acetylmuramoyl-L-alanine amidase-like. The transcript is spliced from 6 exons. Bases 1 to 594 code for a protein of 197 amino acids. Lineage: Eukaryota; Metazoa; Chordata; Actinopteri; Elopiformes; Megalopidae. Gene Ontology annotation, biological process: defense response to Gram-positive bacterium; peptidoglycan catabolic process; detection of bacterium. Gene Ontology annotation, molecular function: peptidoglycan immune receptor activity; peptidoglycan binding; N-acetylmuramoyl-L-alanine amidase activity. The record is from RefSeq and is a predicted model, not a curated record.